AUGAAGGUCACCUCCAUUUUGAAUCUGAUUAUCACAGCUUCUCUAGUCAGAGCACUCAAUAUACCAAGUCUUAGCAAUACCACCAUCAUUGAUAAACGACAAACUACCUCGACCGCAUCAAGUAGCGAACGAUAUGUCUUUGCCCAUUUCAUGGUCGGAUUUGUGAAUUCGUACACCCAGGACGAUUGGGAUAGAGAUGUGGCACUGGCAGUUAGUAAAGGCAUAGAUGGAUUUGCGUUGAACUGUGACGGUCAAGAUGCAAACGCCCAACAACUUCAAUACGCAUUCACAGCAGCCUCUUCAUCAAAUUUCAAAUUAUUCAUCUCACCCGAUUUCGUACAUUAUUCAUACGAGGACCCCGGUCCCGUGUCGGAAUUACUCAAACUUUGGGUCACCCAAGGUGCAUAUUUCCAAUUUGAUGGUAAACCUUUCGUGAGCUCUUUCUGGGGUGAAGGAACGGAUUGGGUCAAAGUGAGGGAGAAUGUUGGAGUGGAUCUAUACGUUUGUCCGUAUUACUAUGCGAGUCAAGCUGCUGUGGACACGCCAGGUCUGGAUGGUCUGUUCUCUUGGAAAACAUGGCCAGGUGAAGGUCAAGAUACCGUCGUAUUCGAGAAUAUGACGACAGCUCCUGACGAAGAGUACUUGAGUCUAUUGGCGCCAUUGGAUAAAGCAUACAUGGCACCUGUAUCACCAUGGUUCUACUCCCACCUCCCAGCUUCGACUGGCUACGCGAAAAAUUAUCAUCUCUACUCCGAUACCCUCUGGCCUACAAGAUGGCAACAAAUCCUCGAUCUUGUCACUCAGUACCCUGACCAGGUAAGAUUCGUUGAAAUUAUCACAUGGAAUGAUUGGACCGAAUCAUCCUUGAUCACUCCGUACCGAGGAACGAUGGAGACCGAUGGUAUUAAAGAUUGGGCAGAAGAUUUUGAUCAUUCUGCUUUUAUGGAUAUGAUGGGUCCCUUCAUCUCUGCUUUCAAAGCUGGGAAUGCGCUACCAGAACUUACGGAGAAUAGGUUGGUGUGGUGGUAUAGACCGACUCUCAAAGCUGCAGAGUGCUCGGGUACUGAUAGCGUCGGUGAGAAGCCUCGAGGGUGGGAUAUGGCCGCAGACUCCGUUUUUCUAGCGGCACUUACCACUGGUCCAGCUACUGUGACGGUGACAAUUGGCGGUACAGCCUCAUCUCAGCAAGUUGACGGUGCAGGCGUACAUACCCUUGCGUUCCCCAUGAGCGUAGGAGGCGUGAGCUUCCAGAUGGAUGUAGAUGGCGGUGGAAGUGCAAGUGGACAAGGUGCCAUUGAGAUCUCGGACCAAUGUUAUAGAGGAGUUUAUAACUUUAAUGUUCUCGCCGGUACUGCCGCUGCUGACGGCACAACAUCUGGAACUUCCAACACCGGUGGAGCUUCUGCUCCUGUAUCUUCUGCAGCGGCGCCUUCUAGUACCGCUGGUGGAUCAGAUGAUUCAUCCGCUGAAUCCAUGGCGCCCGAUGGCGGUGUGGCGACCACUCAACAAUCAUCAUCUGCGUAUUCCACUCCUUCAGAUGGUGGUGUCGUUAGGACCCAACAACCUACCUCUGCAUCUUCAGCUCCUGCGGGUGGUGCUGUCAGUUCCACCGUACCAGCUCAAUCUUACAGUACUCGUCCCUGGGGCGGUUGGAGGACCGGAGGAUGGGGCAAUCGGUAG
Messenger RNA from Kwoniella mangroviensis CBS 8507, 1680 nucleotides. RefSeq lists its product as uncharacterized. The coding region runs from base 1 to 1680 and encodes 559 amino acids. The transcript is spliced from 7 exons. NCBI's taxonomy places the organism in Eukaryota, Fungi, Basidiomycota, Tremellomycetes, Tremellales, Cryptococcaceae. Gene Ontology annotation, molecular function: glucan endo-1,3-alpha-glucosidase activity. The record is from RefSeq and is a predicted model, not a curated record.